UAUAUAGGUCCCGGCCUGGCGCGCACGCGGAACCUGAGUGCUGCGGCUACGGCGCAGACCGGGCGAGUUUCCCAGAAGGACGCCGGUUCCUUGCUCUUGCUGGCCCCUGCGAGGUAGCUUCUGGAAGGCGCUGCUCUUCCGGUUCUCUGUCCCGGUUCCUGGGUUGCACAGACAGACCCUGUAAACAUGUCAGGGUUCAGUCCGGAGCUCAUCGACUACUUGGAAGGGAAAAUCUCCUUCGAGGAGUUCGAACGGCGGAGAGAAGAGAGAAAAACCCGCGAGAAGAAAAGUCUUCAAGAAAAAGGAAAGUUAUCAGCUGAAGAAAAUCCCGAUGACUCUGAAGUUCCAUCAUCAUCAGGAAUUAACUCUACCAAAUCCCAAGACAAAGAUCUCAAUGAAGGAGAAACAUCAGAUGGAGUGAGUAAGUCAGUUCACAAGGUCUUUGCUUCCAUGCUUGGAGAGAAUGAUGAUGAUGAGGAGGAAGAGGAAGAAGAAGAGGAGGAGGAGGAGGAGGAAGAAACACCUGAGCAACCCACUGCGGGCGAUGUAUUUGUAUUGGAGAUGGUUCUCAAUCGUGAAACCAAGAAAAUGAUGAAAGAGAAAAGGCCUCGGAGUAAACUUCCCAGAGCUCUGAGAGGUCUCAUGGGUGAAGCCAACAUUCGUUUUGCUCGAGGAGAACGUGAAGAGGCGAUACUGAUGUGCAUGGAAAUCAUAAGACAAGCUCCUCUGGCUUAUGAGCCAUUCUCUACUCUUGCCAUGAUAUAUGAGGACCAAGGUGACAUGGAAAAAUCAUUGCAGUUUGAGUUGAUUGCUGCACAUUUAAAUCCCAGUGACACAGAAGAAUGGGUUAGACUGGCAGAAAUGUCUCUGGAACAAGACAAUAUUAAGCAGGCUAUUUUUUGCUAUACAAAAGCUCUUAAAUAUGAACCUACUAAUGUCCGUUAUCUGUGGGAGCGAUCAAGCCUUUAUGAACAGAUGGGUGAUCAUAAAAUGGCCAUGGAUGGUUAUAGGCGUAUUUUAAACCUUUUGUCUCCAUCUGAUGGCGAACGUUUUAUGCAGCUGGCUAGAGAUAUGGCAAAGAGUUACUAUGAAGCUAAUGAUGUUACUUCUGCUAUUAACAUAAUUGAUGAAGCUUUCUCAAAACACCAGGGCCUAGUCUCCAUGGAAGAUGUUAACAUAGCAGCUGAACUAUAUAUUUCUAACAAACAGUAUGACAAAGCUUUGGAGGUAAUUACAGAUUUUUCUGGAAUUGCGCUGGAAAAAAAAACUUCAGAAGAAGGCACCUCAGAAGAGAAUAAAGCUCCUGAGAAUGUUACCUGCACUAUACCUGAUGGCGUACCAAUAGAUAUCACAGUGAAGUUGAUGGUCUGCCUUGUACAUCUCAACAUUCUUGAACCACUUAAUCCUCUCUUGACAACACUAGUAGAACAGAAUCCUGAAGAUAUGGGAGACCUAUACCUAGAUGUUGCUGAAGCUUUUCUGGAUGUUGGUGAAUAUAAUUCUGCACUUCCCCUCCUCAGCGCUCUUGUUUGCUCUGAAAGAUACAACCUUGCAGUAGUUUGGCUUCGUCAUGCAGAAUGUUUAAAGGCCUUAGGCUAUAUGGAGCGAGCUGCUGAAAGCUAUGGCAAGGUGGUUGAUCUGGCCCCACUGCAUUUGGAUGCAAGGAUAUCACUUUCUACCCUUCAGCAGCAGCUGGGCCAGCCUGAGAAAGCUCUGGAAGCUCUGGAACCAAUGUAUGAUCCAGAUACUUUAGCACAGGAUGCAAAUGCUGCACAGCAGGAACUGAAGUUAUUGCUUCAUCGUUCUACUCUGUUGUUUUCACAAGGCAAAAUGUAUGGUUACGUGGAUACCUUACUUACUAUGUUAGCCAUGCUUUUAAAGGUAGCAAUGAAUCGAGCCCAAGUUUGUUUGAUAUCCAGUUCCAAGUCUGGAGAGAGGCAUCUCUAUCUUAUUAAAGUAUCAAGAGACAAAAUAUCAGACAGCAAUGACCAAGAGUCAGCAAACUGUGAUGCAAAAGCAAUAUUUGCUGUGCUCACAAGCGUCUUGACAAAGGAUGACUGGUGGAAUCUUCUGUUGAAGGCCAUAUACUCCUUAUGUGACCUAUUCCGAUUUCAAGAGGCUGAGUUGCUUGUAGAUUCCUCAUUGGAAUAUUACUCAUUUUAUGAUGACAGGCAAAAACGCAAAGAACUAGAAUACUUUGGUCUGUCUGCUGCAAUUCUGGACAAAAAUUUCAGAAAGGCAUACAACUAUAUCAGGAUAAUGGUAAUGGAAAAUGUCAAUAAACCCCAGCUCUGGAACAUUUUCAAUCAAGUUACCAUGCACUCCCAAGAUGUACGACAUCAUCGCUUCUGUCUCCGUUUGAUGCUGAAAAACCCAGAAAAUCAUGCCCUAUGUGUCUUAAAUGGACACAAUGCAUUUGUAUCUGGUAGUUUUAAGCAUGCUCUUGGACAGUAUGUGCAAGCCUUUCGCACUCACCCUGAUGAACCUCUCUAUAGCCUCUGCAUAGGCCUAACCUUUAUUCAUAUGGCGUCUCAGAAGUAUGUGUUACGGAGACAUGCUCUUAUUGUACAGGGCUUUUCCUUUCUUAAUCGAUACCUCAGUUUACGUGGGCCCUGCCAGGAAUCAUUCUACAAUUUGGGCCGUGGCCUUCAUCAGUUGGGGCUGAUUCAUCUUGCAAUCCACUAUUAUCAGAAGGCCCUGGAGCUCCCUCCACUUGUGGUAGAGGGUAUAGAAGUUGACCAGUUAGACUUACGAAGAGAUAUUGCCUACAACUUGUCUCUCAUUUAUCAGAGCAGUGGGAAUACCGGAAUGGCUCAAAGGCUCUUGUAUACCUAUUGUUCUAUAUAAAGCACCGCAACUGAGAACGGAGCAAUGGCAGCUGCUGUGUGAGGACCAGUAUCUUCUGUCUCAGGGCUUAUUAUUAUUUGUAACUCCAAAAUAGAAAUGACAAUUUCAGAAUUACCUAACAGUGUAUUUAUUUUUAAUAUGUGAUAAUGAUCUUGUGGUAUAUAUGCAAAAUUAUUCCUACAAAAAUUUGUAUAUUGUUCUGUCAUUUUCCUUUCACAUUCUAUAGUGAAUUGUUCCCAGUGCUGAAAUGGACAUAUAAGCCUUUGAGCUAGCUUGGAGUUGAAUACACUAUUUUUCACUCA
Molecule: messenger RNA, 3149 nt
Organism: Nomascus leucogenys (northern white-cheeked gibbon)
Lineage: Eukaryota; Metazoa; Chordata; Mammalia; Primates; Hylobatidae
Gene: GTF3C3
Product: general transcription factor IIIC subunit 3
Biological process (GO): transcription by RNA polymerase III
Cellular component (GO): transcription factor TFIIIC complex
Molecular function (GO): protein binding
Source: RefSeq, a predicted model, not a curated record